Molecule: messenger RNA, 814 nt
Organism: Dipodomys ordii (Ord's kangaroo rat)
Lineage: Eukaryota; Metazoa; Chordata; Mammalia; Rodentia; Heteromyidae
Gene: Ankrd37
Product: ankyrin repeat domain 37
Exons: 5
Coding region: 151-627 (158 amino acids)
Molecular function (GO): protein binding
Source: RefSeq, a predicted model, not a curated record
CGUUCGGGCGGUUGGCGGUUGGGGAUUCAUUAGGCUGCCGGGGCGCGGCCCGAGCGACCUUUAAAUUCUCGGGCCUCCAGGCUGGCGGGUGCGACGCUUACCUGCAGGUCUGCGCCGAGCCUGGCCAGGGGCGUUCGCGUCCGGCGGGAGAUGCUGUUGCUAGAUCGCACCCCGGAGGUGGAGGGUCUCAGGCCUUUGCUGGAGUCGGGGGCUUCGGUCAACGCGCCCCCGGAUCCCUACGAGCAGUCGCCCGUCCACUUGGCCGCGGGCGGCGGGCUCGCUGGCUUUCUCCUCCGGCAGCUGCAAGCGGGCGCUGACCUCAACCAACAGGAUGUUUGGGGAGAAGCACCUCUUCACAAGGCAGCCAAAGCGGGGAGCCUGGAGUGUCUUAGCCUGCUUAUUGCCAGUGACGCCCAAAUUGAUUUAUGUAAUAAGAAUGGGCAAACAGCAGAAGAUCUUGCUUGGUCAUGUGGAUUUCCAGAAUGUGCCAAGUUUCUCACAAUGAUUAAAUGUAUGCAGACAGUAAAAUCAAAUGAACAAUCCAAUAGAGAUGACUGUGUCCCAUCACUUAAACAGAAACGAUGUAUUGGAAGUGUAGAAAAUACAAAUGUGAAACGGAAGUGUUGAUAUUCUGUGGAUUUUGAAGAAGUUAGAAGAAGUGAUUCAUUGCAUGCAAGCAAUGGCCUUUGGCUUAUCAUAUACAUCUAACUCCUUCUGAGAAGGAAGAAAAUUUGCUUCCAAGUGAAGAGAACAUUUAAGAAAUACAUGUAUUUACAUGCCUGUAAUACUCUGACUUUCAAGUUAUUAAAAUGUG